Messenger RNA from Megachile rotundata (alfalfa leafcutting bee), 3321 nucleotides. It is a transcript of the gene Vmat, whose product is annotated as Vesicular monoamine transporter. Gene Ontology annotation, molecular function: serotonin:sodium:chloride symporter activity. Lineage: Eukaryota; Metazoa; Arthropoda; Insecta; Hymenoptera; Megachilidae. Gene Ontology annotation, biological process: aminergic neurotransmitter loading into synaptic vesicle; transmembrane transport. The record is from RefSeq and is a predicted model, not a curated record. Gene Ontology annotation, cellular component: terminal bouton; synaptic vesicle membrane.
GUUACUUUUUCUUUCGUUUCUUUUUCGCGCCGUUCACCAAUCGCGACGCCCGUUCGCUGUCGGCGUUUCCGCUUCGACCACAGAAAUCCGUCGCGAACGAAUUUCCGUCUCACGUUUUCGCCCGGUCGCGCAGCUUCCUGAUCGAGGUUCGGUCAGCUUCGAGUUCCGAGCGAAUUUCACGCUCGAGAUCGCACCCUCGUUUCCGCGCGUCGUUCGCAGCUUGCUCGAACGUCGGAGAGAAUUUCCGCGAUCGAGCACAACGGCGUUUCGGUAGCGAUCGCGAAGAAAGGCAUCGUCCGAUGCGAACCUCGCGAGGUUAAUAGAGCGAUCGGUAACGAGGUUAUAAAGCAAUCUGCAUAACCCUGCCCGGUACUUUGCCCGAGCUGCAGGCUCGUCCUGUACCGCUACGAGCGGUCUCGUAAUUACCGGGUAUAAUGCGAUUACCCGAUCGCCAGACACGGUAACCGAGAAGCUUGCUUCUCCUUCGAACCUCUCUCUGCUUUCUCCGCUCCCUUCCUCUCUCUUUCUUACCGAGUCUCCCUUUUUUGCCCUUCCUCUACGUCGUCCCUAGCCUACUUCUCUUCUUCCCUUCGUAUCUUUCCGCUUUUACGCGACGCAACUCUUUUCUAUAGCUUCGUGAAACGAGACACGUCGAACAGACGGUUCUCUGAUUACGUCUUCGCGAGAGCCGAUCUCCCCGUAAAUUCGUUUUCAUCAAGAGACGACGCCGUCUCGUAAUUUUAUUUCGUCUCCCUGUUUGCGUUCGAUCGCCCGUCCGUUCCGUCUUUCUCUCCUCCGAUUCGCAGCUAGCAACGCGUCGAUUCCCCGAGGAAUAACGUUCGGCUACCGAUCGCAGCGAACAUCGCAUAAACCGACUCGGACACGAUUUAAGCUCGUUAUUCCGGCUUAACGAUCAUUUGCCUCGCCAACGGCUUAGUCUGUUGCGCCAUCCUAAGCAGUAUCUUUUUGCACGAGUAAACAUUCUCGCGAGCCACUUGCGUCAACGUCGCUCAUUAUUUUCGUCGACGGAAGGUCGGUACGUCGCUUCGAUCUUUUCGAAAAGAACUCGUCUCGACGCGAGGAAUCUGUCGCUACGAAUCGAUCGCUAACGUCUAACCGUUUCCUUUCCACGGUCGGCCAACUUGUUGACGCGCGAAGCAACAGUUUGCCUUUUAAUCGCGUCUCUCCUGCGGUGUUCUUUCUUUCCACGUUCCUCUCGCUCGCACGUUCGACUCGAGGAUUAGAAGCGAACCGAACCGAAACAUCGUAACGAAAGACGUAUCAGUAAGGUCGAGCAAGUUUCGAGAGACGCGUAAUUGUUGCCGAGCGAAAUCUAGUUAGCGAUCCACUUUGAGGAAAGUCGGGCGCACUCGCGAGAUUGGUCGCGAUUAUUAGCGUCGAUUCGCGAGCGACCCCGUCGCCUUCGAGUCGAGUUCGCGUCAAAGUUGUCCAAAAGAUCGUCGAACGGAAGAAGAAGAAGAGGAAGGGGAAGAGUCGCGAAUCCGCGUAGCUCGAGGAUGAGUAGCGGAGAAUGGAGCGGUUGGUUGCAACGAUGUCGGGAAUCGCGAAAACUGAUUCUCGUGAUCGUCGCGAUCGCCCUGCUCUUGGACAAUAUGCUCCUGACCACGGUCGUGCCCAUCAUACCGGAAUUCCUCUACGACAUCAAGCAUCCUAACGCCACGUUGAGCCAACAUCUGGAAGGAGAUGGACGAACGACGGUGGGAAUCGCUCAGACUACAGGCACCACGAUCACGACCGUGUCCUCUGCAUCCGGUCGAAUCAACAUGACAAAAUGCGAGGACAUUAACGGCAGAUUGAACGAGUCCCAAGUGGAGUUCCUUCACGCGACCACUUUUCCUAGCAUCGAUGCAACGACGAUCGGAAACAAUGGAGGAACGGGCUUGUCGGAGAAGGAAGAAAAGGAGCAGAGACACCGCGAAUUGCUGGAAGAGACGGUGGCCGUCGGCAUAAUGUUCGCGUCGAAAGCUUUCGUUCAGCUGUUGGCCAACCCGAUCGUCGGUCCGCUCACUCACAAAAUCGGGUAUAGCAUACCAAUGUUCACCGGAUUCGUCAUCAUGUUUCUUUCCACGCUGAUAUUCGCGUUCGGACGAAGCUACGGUAUCCUUUUCUUAGCGAGGGCGUUGCAAGGAAUCGGAUCCUCGUGCUCGAGCGUGUCAGGUAUGGGUAUGUUGGCCGAGAGGUUCCAAGACGACAAGGAGCGCGGAAACGCGAUGGGCAUCGCGCUGGGAGGCUUAGCCCUCGGGGUUCUAAUCGGCCCACCGUUCGGUGGUGUCAUGUACGAAUUCGUCGGGAAAUCUGCUCCGUUCUUGGUUCUUUCCGCUUUGGCUCUUGGCGAUGGAAUUUUGCAGCUUCUGGUGCUUCAGCCGUCCGUCGUGUACACAGAAACGGAACCUCCGUCUUUGAAGAGUCUGAUCACCGAUCCCUACAUCGUGCUAGCUGCCGGCGCCAUCACGUUCGCCAACAUGGGUAUCGCUAUGCUGGAGCCUAGUCUUCCGAUUUGGAUGAUGGACACGAUGGGUGCGAGCAGAUGGAAGCAAGGAGCCACGUUCUUACCGGCGAGCAUCAGUUACUUGAUCGGUACUAAUCUCUUCGGGCCGCUGGGACACAGGAUGGGCAGGUGGUUAGCUUCUCUGAUCGGACUGGUCGUCAUUGGCAUUUGCUUGAUGUGCAUCCCGUUAGCUAGAAGCAUCGAUCAUCUGAUUGUACCGAACGCAGGCUUGGGAUUCGCGAUCGGCAUGGUGGACAGUUCAAUGAUGCCUGAACUGGGAUAUUUGAUGGACAUUAGACACAGCGCCGUGUAUGGAAGCGUUUACGCUAUCGGAGACGUUGCGUUCUGUUUAGGUUUCGCCGUGGGACCCGCACUCAGCGGCACGUUGGUCAACAGUAUCGGUUUCGAGUGGAUGUUAUUCGGCAUCGCAAUUUUGAACUUCCUCUACGCUCCGCUGUUAUACUUUUUGAGAGCACCGCCGACCAAGGAGGAGAAGAAGUCGUUGAUCAUCGGCGAGAAAUCGUCUGUGCGCUACGUAACGUACCAGAACGAAGAGGAGGAGCAAUAAUGGCACUGUUUCUUAACCCGAUCGAUCUUUUCUUUUCCUCCGUUAUCGAAAGUAUCGAGACGCAGCAGCAACCAGUCGAAUAUGAUACGCGAAACGUUAUUAUUUCCUUUCUAAUCUAACGUUGAUUGUACAUAAUCGUAGAGUAAAUCGUAAGAAUAAGUGUGUGCGUUCGAGAAAAUCGUACGCGUGGACAGCGCGUCACCAAACGAAUAUAUUUACGUCGAAUGAUCGAGGCACCGACGAA